AUGACCCUCAAGUGCUGGCACGCUGCGUCACCUCGAAAACCACCGUCAGUUAUUGACACAAGCGAAUCGCUCGUAUCUCCCAGUAACCAGGACAGCCACAUGGGCCGCGGACGUGCUACGCCAAAGUCGACACGAUGUCGCUCCCAAUCGAGCAACUGGGACAAAGACGUUGUGGACAACUCGGACGAGAGCGAAGACGAUCACUUCGAUGCCACGGCGGCCACGAUUCCAGCACCAUCGCACCAGAUCCACGCCAUGCCAGCGCUUUGGUCGAGCGGCCGGAGAUGGCACAGUCGUGGCCGUAAUCGACGACGUACCGUCAGCGAAAACUACACUUACACUAACGUGAACAACAGCAGCGGCGUCGGUAUGACUGGUUGUAGUAGCCAUCACACGCUCACAGGAUCCCCGUCGUCGCUCAGCUCGAUGCUACCGUCUUCUCUGUCCGGAGGGGACGAGCAGCUUCGUGAGGCAGCGGCAGCCGCUGCGGCAGGAGAGAGUCUUAAUCAACGAGUACGGAUCGUAUCGCCUGACGGCCCGCGAUUCGCUGGUUGGGUACGAGGCCAAGCCGCCGACGUACAAUGGGAGGCGCUGGAUCCUAGCGUGCAAUGCGUGCGGAUUGACGUGUGCAAUGUAGCGUGGACUGUGCCAACCACUAUCGCGCACCGCGUAGCUAACGACGGCAUGUUUCGCUGGCGCCGCGUGUACUGGGGUAUGCCGAUUGCCGAGGGCUAUUAUGUGAAUAUUUACGACGUGACGGAGCAGAAGGACCCCGCCGACUCACUGUUACUGGCACAGAGCGAGCGCUUCGCCGUCAUCAAGUGA
This is a messenger RNA of Peronospora farinosa, 825 nucleotides long. The record is from the annotation of a GenBank genome assembly. NCBI's taxonomy places the organism in Eukaryota, Oomycota, Peronosporomycetes, Peronosporales, Peronosporaceae.